AUGAAUACGAAAAAUGUCACGAGGGAGGAAAAGAAGAAAGAGAAGGAGCUGAACGAGGCCAGGAAGGCCGGCAAAAUCGAAGCCCUGAAGGAUGAAGAGGGAAACGACAUAAACCCCCACAUGCCCCAGUACAUCAUAAAAGCCCCAUGGUAUCUGAACCAGACUGCACCAGGACUGAAGCACCAACGGUACAAGGGUACCGACAAGGUGAAAAUAGAAGAGGAAAGAAACAAAAAGGUGUAUGUGAAGGACCUGAAAAAUGUGUCCGAUUUUUGUAAAAACUGCGGAAGUGCAACACACAAGGAGAAAUACUGCCUUGAGAGAACGAGGAAGAAGAAGCUUAACUUUGCCAACAGAGAGAAGGACGAUGAUUUUGUGUGUCUGACGCAGGACUUGGGGUACGACGGGAAUAGGGACAGGUGGGUGGGUUACAACCCGGACCACUUCGAACACGUAUAUAAGGAAUAUGAGAAGAUCGUGGAGGAGAAAAAGAAGAGAAAAGCAGAGGAGCUGAAGCAGAAGUAUGAGAGGAAGGCCACGACGGGGAAGAAGAGGCGCAGCGGUGGUGCAGACGGUGCAGGUGACGCAGGUGGUGAAGAUGGGGACAAUGUUAAUGACCAAUCUGGCAGCGAUAGUGACGACCCAGAGGAAGAUGACGACGCAACGAAGGUAACCACCAGGGUGGAGGACCCACAGAAGAGCAGUACCAACGCAAACACCAGUGAAAAACACAGAAACGUGGCUAGAAAUUUAAGAAUCAGGGAAGAUACAGCCAAGUAUCUGUAUAACCUGAGCUUGAAUUCAGCUUUCUACGAUCCUAAAAGUAGGAGCAUGAGAGAAGAUCCAUUUGCAGGCAUAAGGAAAAAUCUCCCCGAUGACAGCAAUCACUACAAGGGAGAAAAUUACUACAACAAUACAGAUGAAGCAAUAGAAUCGAAGAAGCUAGAAAUCUUCGCAUGGGAAACCUACAAAAGAGGAGAAAACGUGCACUUCAAUGCACAGCCUACACAACUUGAAUUGCUGUAUAGAGAAUUUUUAGCUAAAAAAAAAAAACUCAUUAAAAAAAAAGAAGAAGAUAUUUUAAAAACGUACAAGUGUGAAAAUGUUGCAUCUAACGAUGCAGCGUUAGGGGAGGAACUCACUCAGUCGGAGGUCUACACAGAAUAUAAACCAGUGGAUCAGAUCGACCCAAAAGUGAAAAGAAUUAAAGUCAUGAGUAGGUACGAGGAGGAUAUUCACCUCUUUGACCACUCUUCCGUUUUUGGCAGUUACUAUGAUAGGGAGAAAAAGAAGUGGGGGUACCGGUGCUGCCGCUCCACGAAUAAAUUUGAAAAGUGUUUCUCCUCCUGA
This is a messenger RNA of Plasmodium coatneyi, 1350 nucleotides long. Its product is annotated as Step II splicing factor. Bases 1 to 1350 code for a protein of 449 amino acids. The transcript has 3 exons. Gene Ontology annotation, molecular function: pre-mRNA 3'-splice site binding. Gene Ontology annotation, biological process: mRNA splicing, via spliceosome. Gene Ontology annotation, cellular component: spliceosomal complex. The record is from RefSeq and is a predicted model, not a curated record. NCBI's taxonomy places the organism in Eukaryota, Apicomplexa, Aconoidasida, Haemosporida, Plasmodiidae.